Messenger RNA from Gadus macrocephalus (Pacific cod), 1928 nucleotides. RefSeq names its product EGF-like-domain, multiple 7 (gene egfl7). Gene Ontology annotation, biological process: anatomical structure development. Gene Ontology annotation, cellular component: cell surface; extracellular region. Lineage: Eukaryota; Metazoa; Chordata; Actinopteri; Gadiformes; Gadidae. The record is from RefSeq and is a predicted model, not a curated record. Gene Ontology annotation, molecular function: calcium ion binding; signaling receptor binding. The transcript is spliced from 9 exons. Bases 383 to 1324 code for a protein of 313 amino acids.
AUUUCUCGCCGGUCAGCACGCAAGGAGCACCGAUUACUAACCGCAGAGGGUUUUUGAUAUCUUUAUCGAAUGAAAACGCAGUGACCAUCCUCCAGUACAAUGGAAGAAACCGGUCCUCGGUCCUUGCAGCGCUCGGAGCCGGGCCCCAGGGCCUCCGCCAAGCCCGCGCGCACCCACGCACCUGAUGACCUCAUACAUCGAGGGUAGCUGGUCACCCUCGACAACGCAACAUCUGUGUGUGAGGAAGCAAGAAACCGCCUCUCGACCAGCGUCGUCGGCGCCUCGUCUCCGGGACGAGAGAGAGAGAGAGAACUGGCGCUGAAGAACGAGCGAGAGCGCAUCUGAGAAGGAGAACGGAGUAGAAGGGGAAAGGCGGGAAGAAAUGUCCCCUUGUACACUGGUUCUCUCCUGCUCCCUGUUCCUCCUCCAAGUGACGGCCGCCCAGCAACUGUUCGCUCACCAUGGGAGGAGGGUGUGCGGCCGAGACGUUCCUCAACGCGUCGUCAUGGCAACCGAAUCCCACAUCCAGCCCGUGCACAAGCCUUACAUCACGCUGUGUCCAGGCCAACGGGUCUGCAGCACGUACAAGACGGUGUACCGGGUGGCGUACCGCCAGGUGAGCAGAAUGGCAGCUUCCUCCCCCCGCCCCUCCACCCACCGCACCACCCAUCGCUCCACCCACCGCUCCUCCUACCCGGACUGCUGCCCCGGCUGGCAACGGUUCCACUCUCACAACUGCAACCGAGCAGUGUGUGAGCAGGGCUGUGUGAACGGGGGCAGCUGCACCAGACCGGACCACUGUGCGUGUCCUCCAGGCUGGACGGGACACAGGUGCCUUACAGACGUGGACGAGUGCUCCCAGCAGCCCCCCUGCCCCCAGGAGUGUGUGAACACAGCAGGGAGCUUCCGCUGCGCGUGCCGCCGCGGCUUCGCGCUGGGGGGCGGCGGCCACACCUGCCAAAGCCUCCCGUCUCCCCCUACCGCCGCCCCCCCCACGACUACCACCACCGCCUCUCCCACCCGGACCGCACUCAGCGAUGCCCCUCCCCCUUCUGAGGAGUCAGGUGGAAAGUUUGAGCUGGCGGAGAACACAACAGAGGAAGUGCAGAGCCUUAAGAAUAGAGUGGAGAUGCUAGAGAAGAAGUUGCAGUUGGUCCUCACCCCCUUCCAGAGCCUGUUCCCCCUGUCCCUCGACGAGGGCCCCCCGGACCGGACCACCCUGCUGACACACUCCUUCAGGCAGCUGGACCGCAUCGAGUCACUCAGCGAGCAAAUCGGCUUCUUGGAGGAGCGCCUCGGCACCUGUUCCUGCAAUGAAAACUAGCAGGGAAAGAUGGUGACAUUGAAGAACUGACACUACAACCUUCAUGACACAAAAACGCAUUUGAAAUACAUUUUACACCCUUAUAUGUGUGGUUGUGUAAAAAGAAUAGCAAGAAAACUACCAAACACCUCAUAAGUCAUCUGUGAUGUUUACAAUUAUCAGUGACUCAAAAUGUAUUUGCAGUUGUACUGAUGAAAUAUGUUCAAUUAUAUUAUGAAAUUAUGAUACCAAUGUUCUGAGUUUGACUUUCUAAAAAGUAAUAGUAUUCAAAGGUUAUAUUGGAUUUACAUCACUGAUAAGAUAAGAUUAACAAUCAGAUAAACAGGGAUCCUAAAACUACCCUUCCCUUCCAACGUGUCAACGCAACAUUUUGCAAUCGUAGCUGCACAAAGAUAUAUUUAUGCAAUUACACAAUCCCUGUGACAUGUGAAUGAGACAAUCACAGGACAAGGGUCGGAAUAGACGCUUUAGCAAAGAGGUCAAGUUUAGGAAACCUUUUACAUCUAUAUUUAUCUAUUUAAAUUAUUGUUACUUUUAUACUUGUGUAUUUAGUAGUGCAGGCUUGUGUUUUGUGACAUUUCCUAAUAAAAUGUUCGAACCGAAA